AUGGCGCCGGUGAAGGUGUUCGGGUCGGCGAGGUCGACGAACGUGGCGCGGGUGCUGGUGUGCCUUGAGGAGGUGGGCGCCGAAUACGAGGUCGUCAACAUCGACUUCCAGGCCAAGGAGCACAAGAGUCCCGAGCACCUCGCCAGAAACCCGUUUGGCCAAAUCCCGGCGUUCCAGGACGGUGAUGUCGUGCUCUUCGAGUCCCGGGCGAUCUCAAAGUUCAUCCUCCGGAAGUACAAGUCCGCCGAGGCCGACCUCCUGCGCGAAGGCGACCUCGAGGAGGCCGCCAUGGUGGACGUGUGGACGGAAGUGGAGGCGCACCAGUACAACCCGGCGCUCUCGCCCGUGGUGUACGAGUGUCUCGUCUACCCGGCCACGCGCGGCGUCCCCACCAACCAGAAGGUUGUGGACGAGAGCCUGGAGAAGCUCAGCAAGGUGCUCGACGUCUACGAGGCGCGCCUGUCCAAGCACACCUACCUGGCCGGGGACUUCGUCAGCUUCGCGGACCUGAAUCACUUCCCUUUCACCUUCUACUUCAUGGCGACGCCGCACGCCUUGCUCUUCGACUCGUACCCGCACGUCAAGGCGUGGUGGGGAGAGGCUCAUGGCGAGGCCGUCCAUGAAGAAGCUCGGCGCCAGCAUGGCUGCUGCUGCCGGUAUCAAGGCUUGAGCGAACGGGCAAACGUUGGCGAUUUCUGUGUUGCGUUGCUCAUAAUAAUAAUGUAA
Miscanthus lutarioriparius is the source of this 726-nucleotide messenger RNA. The record is from the annotation of a GenBank genome assembly. NCBI's taxonomy places the organism in Eukaryota, Viridiplantae, Streptophyta, Magnoliopsida, Poales, Poaceae.